Messenger RNA from Vespula pensylvanica (western yellowjacket), 3032 nucleotides. Its product is annotated as tubulin glycylase 3A-like. The record is from RefSeq and is a predicted model, not a curated record. Gene Ontology annotation, molecular function: protein-glycine ligase activity, initiating. Gene Ontology annotation, biological process: cilium movement; protein polyglycylation; cilium assembly. Bases 352 to 2982 code for a protein of 876 amino acids. The transcript is spliced from 14 exons. Gene Ontology annotation, cellular component: cilium. Lineage: Eukaryota; Metazoa; Arthropoda; Insecta; Hymenoptera; Vespidae.
ACGUCCCUGAGUCUUAAAACGUCCCUGAGUCACGCGCCUGCGGAAUUCCGGAUUGCAAACACUGACAUAUACCUUGUGUUCCUCGAUGAAGAAAGUUUAGUCCUGACCUGGUUGCCGACCAGGUCGGACUUUGCUACUAUCUUCGUUUCUUUUUAUCCUUCGAUUUUUUAUUAGGAUUUCUAUAAUAGUACCAUUUGUGUUCGAAAAUAUCUUGAUACGUUCAACAGGUGUUCCAGACAGUAGUAACGACGAUCUUGUUGAGGUGGUUCUUCGUAGGGAUGAAGCGAAACUCUUGAAAAUCAACUAAACGCAACCGAGCAGAAAUACUUCGCCGGUUAACAGGUGCGCUACAUGAAUGCCAUCAACGAUGCACCGCCAAGUUUCUGGAAAUUCGGUGAGGAAAAAGUGGAAAACAAAAAUACGGAGAACAUUGAUAAUUCUGUCGUAAAGUGUGACGAUCAACUAGAGAUUCAUCAUGAUGCUAAAAAAAAUGAGGAAAAGAUUACAGAAGAUUCUCCUUGCGAGGUCAUGGAUUCUGAUUUAUCAAUGGAAUUAUCACCGACACUGCAAGAAAGAUUUUUACGUAUCAAACAGAAAGUGAAAGAUGCUAUAAAUGCUCGUCAUACGUUUAUGAUAUACGGAAGAGCAAGAGUGAUUCGUGAAACUUUGCUUAAGAGAGGAUGGUGCGAAAAAUUGUUUAGAAGAAAUUCAAAUGUCGAACAGUAUUUACACAUCGAGUCUAAUCCAAUAAUAUUAUUGAGAGGUAUCGGUGACUUGAAAGACCAACAAAAUGAGAGACAAUUAAUUUCAAGAAUGCUGAGCAAUCAUACCGUUGACUUCUUAUGGAAUACAGGAUCGGAAUGGCCCGGUUGGCCUUCGCAAGAAAAUAAAACCACGGUGUUCAAUAGGUUCUAUCGCGCUGGCUUUACUUCUAAGAUUGGUCUAUGUUCAAACGUCAGACAGAUGCAUUGGUAUUACGAGGCUGGAGUAGCCAACACUCUAUUUCCACGUUGCUAUAAUAUAUGUCAGGGUGAUCAGAUGCAUGCAUUUAUCGAAGAUUUUCGAUUCACCACUUGCCUGAGUCUCUUGAAGUGGCUGGUAGACAAAAUCGAUACCGAAGGUGAGAACGCAACGCGAUCACCAACAGGUACGAUACCUUUGAAAGCUCUCGACUUUGCUAUCAAAAGAUGCAGCGAUUAUAUCAGUGCACAAUCGCACGAGGACAUCGAUCGAGAAACUGAAAAGGUUUGGUCUCAUCAAUGGGACCAGUUUAUUGGAUGGUAUUAUAAAAUUGUUUCAGACGAUGCUGUAUUCAUUCGCAACAAUGUACCUUUUCAUAAAUACUUCCUGGCAGCACGACAUUUGUUAAAAAAGAUUAAAAAGUAUUGGCCACAGAUCGAUAUGGAUGGUAUUAUGAACGUUUGGAUAUUAAAACCAGGAAAUAAAAGUCGUGGUCGUGGGAUAGUAUUAAUGAACAAACUCGACCAAGUUAUUGCAAAAGUUAAUCCCUCGACCAAAGCAGAUGCUCGUUAUGUCGUUCAAAAAUAUAUUGAACGGCCACUUCUGGUUUAUAACACAAAAUUCGAUAUAAGACAGUGGUUCAUCGUGACGUGUGCACAACCCUUAACUGUAUGGAUGUUUAAAGAGAGCUAUCUACGAUUUUGUUCGCAAAAAUUCUCCCUUACGGAUUUUCACGAGUCGAUUCAUCUCUGCAAUCACGCGGUUCAAUGCAAGUAUAAAAAUAGCAUUGAUAGAGAUCCAGCACUUCCGACAGAUAAUAUGUGGGAUGCUACAACUUUCAAAGAAUAUUUGAGAUCUCAAGGUCAUGGUGAAGCAUGGGACGAGCAUAUUUAUCCUGGUAUGAAGCAAGGUUUAGUAGGAUCCCUUUUGGCCAGUCAGGAAGCGAUGGAUCGUCGAAAAAAUAGUUUUGAAUUAUACGGAGCCGAUUUUAUGGUUAUGGACGAUUUUUCUGUGUGGCUUAUCGAAAUUAACAGUCAUCCAGAUAUGAGCUAUUCUAGUAGUGUGACUACACGUUUAUGUAGACAAGUCAUGGAGGAUACUAUCAAAGUGGUAGUAGAUUAUCGAGAAAAUAAGAACGCUGAUACAGGACAAUUCGAGUUAGCGUACAAACAACGAAUGCCAAGUUGUCAGCCCUAUUUAGGAGCUGCAUUAUCCCUUCAAGGUACUCGUAUUCUCGCAAGUGAAAAAAAAUCUAAUUGGAAUCUACACGAUUCAAAGACGAGCCUUACGUCAAAACCUCCUGUGGUGCCUUUGACUAAGAAGAAAUCUGUAGUACAUAGUCAGAUCGGACCAGUGAUCGUCGAUCUGAUCGAAGAAUUGGAAAUUCAAUUGGAUCAAGAAUUUUAUUCUUAUUAUAAAACGGAAUCGCCUAAUCACAGACAAGCAUUACCAGCGACAGCACCAGUUUUCCCAAGAGGUUCCAAAUCAUCUGUGCCAUUCGAGAAACCUGAUAGAAUGACAAAAAGUACGUCUGCUGGAACAGUUCGUACUCGCGCGUGUAUGAAACAUUCUCAUUUGGAUCAGUCCAAGGUAACAUAUAAGGAAAAAACUUCAAAUCAAAAAAUUACGAGAAAAGUACGUACCACUCCUAUCACGACGAACGCUAAACGCGAAAUGUCGUCUACGAGGCAGACAUUGCUUUCGAAGAUUAUGGCUUUGCAACAACAAUCAUCCUACACUGUACCGAAAGUAAACAAAUCGUUUAAGAAGAACGAGGAAAAGAUGAUUCACACGGCUGUGCGAGAUGCUAUGAAGAAAUAUAAGAGAACUGGAAAUAUUACAGCUAAUGUACCAACCAUACCACCAUUACCAUCUUUACUUACACCACGUAACAAAGUCACUCAUACGUCAACGAUAAAAAAUAAAAGUCGAACAUAUUCGAAAAAGACGAAUGAGAAAAGAAACAAAGUUAUGACGGACGUUCCAGAUAUAUAUGCUUUUGGUCUUAGCUUAACAAAAUAAAUAAAUAAAUAAAUAAUUAAUUAAAUAAAUAAAUAAUUAAUUAAUUAAAU